UGCCCAGCUGGAUAUUUUGGCACCCUGUGUGACCUGGAUAUUAAUGAGUGUGAAGUUUCACCUUGCCUUCACGAGGCCGUCUGUAUCAACAAACCUGGAGGCUUCAAGUGUGUCUGUCGCCCUGGAAACGCAGGGACGUGGUGUGAACUGAGCAUAGACGAGUGUGUGUCGAACCCGUGCCAAAACGGCGGGAGCUGCGUGGAUGGUCCCAAUCGAUACCAAUGCUUAUGUGCUGGAGGCUUCAUGGGUUUCCAUUGCGAGACCAACUUUGAUGAAUGCAUGUCGGGCCCCUGUCUUCACGGGAGGUGCAUUGAUGGAGUGGAUGUGUAUUACUGUCAGUGUGAAUUGGGAUGGACUGGUGCCAGAUGUGAAAUGAACAUUGAUGAGUGUUCUUCCAGUCCGUGUCUGAAUGGUGGCUCCUGUGUGGACUUGAUUGAUAAAUAUGCGUGUUUCUGCCUGGAUGGAUACACUGGAAAGAACUGUGACAUUGACAUAGACGUCUGUCUCGAAACCCCCACCAAUGUCACCCUGUGUUUAAAUGGAGGGACUUGUCUCGAUGGCCAAGGCUCCAAUUUCACCUGCAGUUGUCCAGCAGGUUUCAUAGGGGACUUCUGUGAGAUGGACGUUAAUGAAUGCUGUUCAGAUCCAUGUCUCCACGGGGCUAUCUGCCGAGACCUGCUUAACGGAUACCUCUGUCACUGCAGGGCAGGUUGGACAGGCCUUCACUGUGAGUUGGACAUUAAUGAGUGCCUUCCGCAGCCCUGCAACCAAGGGAUGUGCAUCCAGAACGAGCCUGGCUACGGCUACACCUGUUUCUGUCGUCCUGGAUUUGUGGGGAGGAACUGUGAGCACAAUUACGAUGACUGCCUGCUCCAGCCGUGUCCGGGAGGAUCCUCCUGUGUUGAUGGUAUCAACGAGGUCAGCUGUCAGCCAGUCGAGGGAGACAUGUCCUCUGUGCCCUGGGAGCCUUCUAUGACACAAACCCCUCAGGGAUCCCUGCUCACCACGUCACCAAUGUCACCAGUGUCACCGCGGCUGAAGAAAUUUGGCUUGCCACCCCAGGUCCUCUCCAAAUACUGCCGCUGCACCAUUGAGAGUGUCCUGACCGGUUGCAUCAUGGCCUGGUAUGGGAAUUGCUCCAUCUACAACCGCAAGGCCAUCCAGCGGGUGGUGAAGAUGGCCCAGUACAUCACUGGGACCGUGGCCCUCCGGCGGGUGGGGAAGACGGCCCAGUACAUCACUGGGACCUUGGCCCUCCGGCGGGUGUUGAAGACGGCCCAGUACAUCACUGGGACCGUGGCCCUCCGGCGGACGGCCCAGUACAUCACUGGGACCGUGGCCCUCCGGCGGGUGGUGAAGACGGCCCAGUACAUCACUGGGACCGUGGCCCUCCCGCGGGUGGGGAAGACGGCCCAGUACAUCACUGGGACCGUGGCCCUCCGGCGGGUGGGGAAGAUGGCCCAGGUAUUGGUCCUAUUCCUGUCCAGAGAGAAGGAGGACUCCAGCUACGUCCAGUACUCUGGUAAUUCCUACUUGGAGUUUGAGGGCAUAGACCUCGGUGCCAACAACAACAUCACUGUGAGGUUUCAGACCCAGGAGGCCCAGGGGACCAUUCUGUACGUUGACCAAGGAGCAGUGACCAGGGGCUUCUUUUUCAUGAAACUCUUCAUCCAGGAGGGAAUGCUACAGUAUGUAUUCUCCUGUAACCGAGAGGAAGGGAUCAGAAGGAUCAAUACAUCCAUCCGUGUUGACGACGGCAAUCCAUACAUCGUCUACGUCAGACAACAACUGGCGCCAUGCGAAGCGGAGGUGGUCGUGUCUGGGUAUGAGAGAGUCAGAAGCCAGCCCAGCAACUACUGGUCAGGACUCACCAUACAGAGAACGAGCCAUCUGUUUAUAGGGGGCUUGCCUCGUCGAUACCUGCCAUAUCAGGGAGCCCAACCCUUCUCCAACUACACCGGCUGCGUAGAAAUAAUUGAAAUGAAUAAGCUGCGGGGAUUCUACACAUCCAGUGCCGUUGCCGGCAGCAACGUAGACGACUGCAGGUAA
Molecule: messenger RNA, 2049 nt
Organism: Oncorhynchus mykiss (rainbow trout)
Lineage: Eukaryota; Metazoa; Chordata; Actinopteri; Salmoniformes; Salmonidae
Source: RefSeq, a predicted model, not a curated record